Mizuhopecten yessoensis (Yesso scallop) is the source of this 528-nucleotide messenger RNA. Its product is annotated as spectrin beta chain, non-erythrocytic 1-like. Gene Ontology annotation, biological process: actin cytoskeleton organization. NCBI's taxonomy places the organism in Eukaryota, Metazoa, Mollusca, Bivalvia, Pectinida, Pectinidae. The annotation marks the transcript as partial. The record is from RefSeq and is a predicted model, not a curated record. The transcript has 3 exons. Gene Ontology annotation, molecular function: actin filament binding. Gene Ontology annotation, cellular component: plasma membrane; cell junction; cortical actin cytoskeleton.
GACAACUGGGCGAGAGGAGCAGAAACCUCAUAGAAACCGAACAUCCUGAAAGCGACCAGAUAGCUGUACGGCAGUCCCAGGUUGACAAGUUAUAUGCUGGUCUUAAAGACUUAUCACAUGAGAGGAAGAGCAAGUUGGAAGAGGUUCUCAAGCUGUACGUGUUACAGAGGGAGAUUGACGAUAUCAUGCAAUGGAUCGCUGAACGAGAACUGGUGGCUGGCUCACAUGAACUCGGACAAGAUUAUGAACAUGUGUCUAUGCUGAAGGAGAGAUUUAAGGAAUUCGCUCGUGAUACAGAAAGCAUAGGAACAGAAAGGGUGUCAGCAGCCAAUGAAAAUUGUGAUCAGUUAAUAGCUGCAGAACAUUCUGAUGCAGCCGCUAUUGCGGAAUGGAAGGACAAUUUGAAUGAAGCGUGGAAUGACUUAUUAGAACUUAUUGAUACAAGAACACAAAUGCUUCAAGCUUCUUGGGAACUUCAUAAAUUUUACUCUGAAUGUAAAGACACCCUUGAAAGAAUUUUGGUAAGUU